Messenger RNA from Sebastes umbrosus (honeycomb rockfish), 4682 nucleotides. RefSeq names its product coiled-coil domain containing 18 (gene ccdc18). The record is from RefSeq and is a predicted model, not a curated record. Lineage: Eukaryota; Metazoa; Chordata; Actinopteri; Perciformes; Sebastidae.
GAACAAGAGAGGAGUUUAACUGAAGAUGUGCUCAGUUUGAGGAAUCUGGAGUUCAGUCUGCAAAGUGUGGGACAGAAACUGAGUCAGUCAGAAGGACAUGAUGACAGAGGAAGUGAGGGUGAGCAGAAGAGUCCUGAUUGCCUGACCUUACAAGACCUGCAGACACCUGAUGGUCCUCCAUCCCAGUCAGGCUGUGUUUUCCAGGAGAGGUCUCUAGGUGGGACACGACGCAGUCUCAACCCACCUUCCUCCAACUCUGACUCUGCCUCAUUCAAGACCAGGUCAGUAGAGAUGCAGUCUUUUUCUACAAGGAGGAAGGGGGGCUGUGUGCGUCAGGAGAACGCCUGCAGUCUGACCAUGCAGGAUGAGCAGCUCAUCAGCGAUCUUGAUGCUAUGCAGUAUGAAUUGGUCAACUCCCAGUCGCAGGUCCGCCUCAGAGGCCCCAGGGUGGGGGUUAAAAACAGUGUGGCAGUCAUGAGUGAGCAGAUUCAUCAGCUUCAAGCAGAGCUGGAGACUCAAGCCACAGAACUAAAGGCUGCAGAGCUGAGGGCUGAGUGUAGCCUGGAAGCAGCAGCUCAUGGUGACAUUUUGGUGGCGACUCUCAGCGAGGAGCUGAGCGCGCUCAGAGAGGAGCUGGAUGACACGACGGCACUGGGCAAACGGUCUGAGCAACAAAGGAACCAAGCACUUCAAAAUGCAGAGAAACUCCAAGAAGCCUUCAAAGAUUAUAAGGCUACCAUUUCCAUUAAACUUAAGAGGGUGAUGGAGAGUGAGAGCAAACUAAAAGAGAGUCUUAUUGAGUGUGACAGCGAAAAAGAGGAGUUGGAAAUUAAGUGCACUGUGUUGGAGAGAGGAAAGGUGGAACAGAGCCAAACAAUCAGCCAACUGAAGGAGGAGGGGAGGCAGGCCAAGUCCGCGGUCGCUGGCCUCCAGGCUCAGCUGGAGGAGGCCGGACGAAAGGCCUCACAUCUUGAACGGCAGCUUACGGAGCGGGGCGCGGAGUUCAGGGAGCUGGCCUCUCUGCGAAAGGAGCUGGAAAACCUGCGGACUCUGACCCAGAGUCAGGAGCAGAAGGUGGCCCAGAGCCACAGAGAGGCUCAGCAGAGCCAGGCGGAGCUGGCCGGCCUGGAGGCCACACUGGCCCUGCUGCAUCUACGAGAGGGUGAUGUGGGGACGCUGUGCGUUAAACCCUGCGUGUUUACCCCAGUGGACCAUUCAGGAACAGCACACCUACUGAAGCUAAAGCCAGGUGAAGGCUACCAGCAGCUGCUGCGAGUGCUGCAGUCGAUGGAGACUGAGCGGACCAAACAGAGCGGCCUGGUCGAGCGGCUGCAGGAGCGUCUGAGCAGAGCCCAGGAGGAGAUCUCGUCCCUGCAGAGCUCCAUGGCCCAGAGAGCCUCCCACUACCAGAAUCUCCACACGGAGCUGCUGGACAAAGUCAGCCAAGCCACCAACACAGAGAAAGAGUUGAAGAGAAAAAGUGCACGCGUGGCUUCGUUGGAGAAACAGUUACAGGAGAAAACGUCGGCCUACAGUCAGGCUGCACUGACCAACACAGAGCUGGACAAGCAGCUACUGGAGAAAACCAGCACCCUUCAGCAUUACCAGUCACUGAUGACCAACAAGCAAAGAGAGUACCAGCAGUCUCUGGAUAUGUGUAAAAAAUUGCAAUUCACGGAGCAACAGCACAGAAUAGAAAUGUUGCAGCUGUCUGUGGAGGAGGCUCAGUCUCGGGUGCUGGAGAUGGAGCCGGAGCUGAGCUCACUCCAGAGGCAGCGAGACGAGGCUCAGGAAGCAGCUCUCCGGCUGCAGAGCUCCGUGGACCAACUCACACAGCAGAGGCAGGUUGAAGUGAGACUCAAGGAGGAGCUGCUGCAGAGUUUCAAAGAGCAGGCGGCUCAGUCUGUCACAAAGGUGUAUGAACUCGAGUCGUAUCUGUCGGCGUGCAGAGAGGAGCUGAACUUAUGCCUGCAGCAGAUGGAGGAGGUGAAGAACAACUAUGAGAGUGAGCUGCAGAAGAACAAAGACAAGGUGUCCUCUCUGCAGGAGAAGCUCUACGGUGCCGACCUGGUCUGUGAGAGCUCCAAUGAGCUGAACCUGCAGCUGCAGCUUUCUCUCCAGCAGCAGCAGACCAUGCUGACUGAGAGCACUGCUCACAUCUCUGAACUGGAGGAGAGUCAGAGCCAGCUGCAGAAACAGGUUUCCAGUCUGGAGCAGCAGCUGGAACGAGCCCGGGCCUCUCUGCAGGAUGAGGUAAGGAGCAGAGAGCAGCAUGCUCAGGAGAAAGACAAAGACCUGCAGGAGAUGAAGCAGAAGAACACACAACUGUCUGAGUCUGUCAGCCAUCUGUCAUCAGAGAUGACAAAGUGUCAAGGGGAGCUGGUGUCUAAAGAUUCGGAGCUGCAGCGUCUGAGGAGGGACGUCACCGCCAAGACUUCUCAGAUCAGCCGCAUGGACGAAGGCCUGCAACACCUGAAGAGCCAGCUCGACAGCAAGACUGACAUGGUGAUGGAUCUGGAGGAGAAGCUCCAUUGCUGCGAGGCCGACCGACUCAACUGUGUCCAUCGGGCCCAGAUCCUGGAGGGACAGCUUCAGGCGGUGCGGGGAGAGUUGGCCGAGACUCUGGAGCAACUACGGGAACUCCGAGACGUUCUACAAAUAACCCAAACCAUCGCAGAUGAGCGGCGAGCCUCGGUGGAAAAACUGACUGUCCAACUUAGUGAGACCCAGAGGGAGUUGGAGGAGAGAACUCACGAGGUCUUAGACAUGGACAAUGCCCUGAAGGAGAGACAGGGGGAGCUCCAACAGAGAGCACAGCUGCUGUGUCAGCUGGAUGUGGCCAUCAGAGAGCACAAGCAGGAGAUGGAGCUGAAGGCGGAGUCUCUGCAGCAGAGCCUGGAGGCCCGAGAGAGAGAGCUGAAAGACGCACAGAGGGAGCUCACAAGCAGAAACAUGAAGGAGCAGCUGCGACUCUGUCAGCAAAAACUUCACACUUCACUGCAAGAACUUGAAGAAACUCAACGUCGCUGUGAUGCUUUGACCAGAGAGCUGGACGCCACCAAGCUACAGACCAAAGAGAAGGAGGUCCGGCUGUUCCGUGUGGAGGAGGAGCUGGCUCUGAAGGAGGCCCGCUGGCUGCAGUCGGAGGCCGAGCUGCAGAGCAUGGUCGCCUCUUUAGAGAUGGAGCUGGAGCUGGAGAGGGAGCAGCAUGGCAAGGAGCUGGAGUCCCUGCAGCAGACUCGAGGCCAGCUCCUCAAAGUCUCCGAGCAGAUCUCCUCCACCAUGCUCUCCUCCCAGGAGCAGCUCGCCGCUAAACUCCAGCAGAGCCAGAACCAACUCGAGGAGGCCAAAACCAAGCUGGACCAGACUAAGACCGAGCUGGAUCGCGCCCGGGACAAAGCCAGUAACCUCCAAACGCAGAGAGACCAGACUCAGACCCAGCUCCUUCAGAGCAAAACCCAGCUGGAGCAAAGCAGGAUUCUGUGCGAGCAAACCGGAGCCCAGAAUAGUCUCCUCCAUGCCCAGCUGGAGCAGCUCAGCGCCCAGUUAAACCAAGCCAGAGGCCAGGCCGCCCAGCUCCAGAUUCAGCUGCAGGACUCCAAGAAGUCCAUGGAGACCUCCAACGAGUGCCUGCUCAUCAAGGAGUCUGAGGCGACCCGUCUCCAAACGAGGAUCUCCAGUCUGGAGCGAGCUGCUGGCCGCCAGCAUCUGCACACAUUCACACACUCCCCAGAGAGCUCCUCCUCUGCUCACUCCCCUCCUUCCUCCCCCCAAAAGCAUCGAACAACUCUUCCCUAUUCUACUCACUCGACUCACCUCCGCUCCCCAACACACACACGACGUUGCUCAUCACCCCCCGCUCACACGUACCUUCAGCCCACCUCAGUCCAACAAAACCAAACUGAGAGCCACCAAACAUGCGACUAUAGCGGCAUCGACUUCUCUCUGGAUCUCCCUCCGAGCCUGAAGGCCACGCUGAAGGAGGCUUUGAGCAAGCAUCCGUGGGACUCCUCCUCCUCCUCCUCCAUAUCCUCUUUCCCGGACACAGUGGACCACAGCUGGCAGGGCCUCAGCGCCGUGGACGCCACGGCAACCUCUGACCUCUCCUUCAACCCCCUCACGCACAUGGCAGGCAAGCGAGAUGACCCCAACACUGAAGCUACCUCCAUGCAGGAGGGAGACGGAGAGCAGACGAGUGAGUCGAGGAGGGAGUCUGUGUGCACUCUGGUGGGUGAGGAGGAGAAGGGGGAUAUGAGUUCACUCACAGGGAUGCUGAGGUUUGUUAAUCAGACGCUGGCCAUGCAGGAGGACCCGUCAUUAUGGAGCUCCAAAGGGUUGUCACAGACUGGACGCAGCCUCACACUCCAGAGUGAGGUCAAGGAGACAUGAAGCUGUGUUGCCAGGGAGACGCCAGAGAGGAGAGGAGCUGUUUACAUUGGUGUCAUCCAUCUCUCAUUUAAUCCGUCCUGCUAGUGUGUGUUAUUGAAAUCAAGCUGUAAUAUUGUCUGUCGGAAAAGAUAAGUGUUGAGUUUAGAUGACCACUACUUUCCAGUCUGUAAAUGAUCUACUGUGAUGUUGUUUCAUACGGUAUAAAUGUAGCAUUUCAUGUUUCCUAACUGAUAUUUAUAUAUUUUUUACAUAAUUUUAAAUAAGCUAUGUGAAUAAAAUAUGUUUUUAUGGAA